Molecule: messenger RNA, 657 nt
Organism: Monoraphidium neglectum
Lineage: Eukaryota; Viridiplantae; Chlorophyta; Chlorophyceae; Sphaeropleales; Selenastraceae
Exons: 5
Coding region: 1-657 (218 amino acids)
Source: RefSeq, a predicted model, not a curated record
AUGGCGCUCCCGGCGUGGUGGAGCUCGGACCUGCCCGACCUCGUGUCGCGCCGCGACAGCAUGCCCAGCGUCGACCGCUGGCAGACGUCGUACGUGCGCUACAAGACGCAGCCCGAGGCGUACGUCUGCCAGGCCGGCUGGGAGCUCGCGACCAGCCGCAAGUUCGCGGAGAAGCUCGCGCAGGAGGAGAGCGCGUUCACGGAGGACACGCUCCUGUACAAUGGCCUCGCGCCCUGCAAGGUUUCGCUGCGCAUAGUGGACGCGCCGGCAGAGUACGCGGUGCCGGUCAAACAGGACAGGCGCCUGACCCCCAACUUCAAGGUGCGGGUGGACGUCCAGUUCCAGGACCGCUGCAGCUUCCCGCUGACCCUCAAGGCUUACAUAAUCAGCCAGCAGGAGAAGGACAGCGUCCCGGAGUGGGUGCCAGAGGACUUCCUGGACCCGGACGCCCCGCCGCAGCCGCGGCAGGCGGCCGCGCCGGGCGCCGGCGGCACGGAGCUGCGGCCGCCCCGUCGGCGGCGUGGCGCUGUCACCUUCUGCCCCCCCUCCGCGCGCAAGCCCAUCACGGAGCUGAAAGGCAACGUGUGCGUGACCCACAACUUUGACGGCUCCGCGGAGGACCACGUGGGUGGCCUUGUGGGGUGUGUGUGUCCGUGA